This is a messenger RNA of Ceraceosorus guamensis, 1926 nucleotides long. RefSeq names its product alpha/beta-hydrolase. The record is from RefSeq and is a predicted model, not a curated record. NCBI's taxonomy places the organism in Eukaryota, Fungi, Basidiomycota, Exobasidiomycetes, Ceraceosorales, Ceraceosoraceae. Gene Ontology annotation, molecular function: palmitoyl-(protein) hydrolase activity. Gene Ontology annotation, cellular component: membrane. The coding region runs from base 394 to 1926 and encodes 510 amino acids. The transcript has 6 exons.
UGUCGAGUGUCGAGUGUCCAGUCUUGAUCAAGUCUUGCUUGCCCUUCAACUCAUGACUCACGACUCGACUUGUUUUGCUGCCUGCGCGUCGCUUUGAUUCGAUUCGUAUAACACUCGACUUGCUUCCUCAUCUACACGCAUCUCCAUCACUCUCCUCUUCACAACACGCUGCGUACUUGUCAAAGCUACGUAGACUGCUCUUUGCCCCGAUCGACCCAACCGCUGACCCCAUUUGUCUUUGAUGAAAGCUCGCGCGCCCUAAGCCGUUCCUCGACUUGACGACUACCCUCAUUGUAGAGGCAAAGCUGCCUUUUCCUCUUCGCACACACCUCAGCCCCAGCAUAUUUACGGGCCACGCUACUCUUCCAUAGUGAAGUUGAAUGAUCAAGAAAGAUGGCGUGGGGCAUCCCAACCUUGUGGACCUUGAUUCGGGUAUUGGGAGGAACAUUCAUUGGGGGUUUCCUCGUGACGGCGGGUCUUCUCUACCGCUAUCAAAAUGCGCUCAUCUACCCUUCCUCAUUCCCAAACGGAUCUCGGACAAACGUCUUGACUCCCGACGAGUUUGAUUUGGAAUACGAGGAUGUCAGAUUGAAAACUCCGGAUGGACAGGAAUUGAGAGUGUACCUCAUGUGCCAGAGCGAACCUUCGGAGAGGGAAAAGAGGAGAGGCGAAGAUGAGGGUGAUGUGGCUACCAGAAGACCUACUAUCCUCUUCUUGCACGCGAAUGCUGGGAAUAUGGGCCAUCGCCUACCCCUCGCAGCAGUCUUCUUCAAGAGAUUUGGCUGCAAUGUCCUCAUGCUCUCGUACCGAGGUUACGGUCUCUCGACGGGAACGCCAUCCGAGAAGGGCAUCAGGAUAGAUGCUCAAACAGCUUUGGACUACAUCAAACGUCAUCCGAGACUGAAAGCUACUCAGGUGGUGGCUUAUGGUCAGAGCAUCGGUGGCGCUGUAGCCGUGGACUUGGCUGCAAAGGCAGGAAGAGCGAUCAGUGCAUUGAUUCUGGAGAAUACCUUCUUGAGCAUUCCCGAGUUGAUUCCGCACGUCUUGCCACCCGUCAAGCCUUUCACGUUCCUUUGCCGCGAAUUCUGGCCCACCGGCGACUCGAUUAUGCAACUUGGGCCCUAUCAACCUGUGCUUUUUCUGAGUGGAAGGGCUGACGAGCUCGUUCCUCCUUCUCACAUGGACCUGCUCUUCAAGCGAUGUUCAUCGAGCAAAAAGGUCUGGAAGAGCUUCAAAGAUGGCACGCACAACGACACUUGCGUCAAGCCAGGCUAUUUUGAAGCGAUUGCGCAAUUUCUGGCGACUUGGGUUGUUCCUUUGACGCAAGGCAUCAGUCCUGCAGAGCUGCCUGAUCCCGACGCACACGGAACGCUUCCAAGCCCGCGCUCCGCCGAAGCUGCCUUGGCACCUCACUCGUCAUACUCAAAAGGCGGGGAAAAGUCUGGGGACCCGACCUUUAGCUCGUUCGGUGGCUUCAACGCCGACUCUGGACCGGUCAACCCCUCGGGAGUUGGAGGCGCGGUGAACACAAGUCAGGGAGGACAUACUCGGCAGCCUUCCAGUCCGCGCGUCGGUUCACAAGGACCUCGUCUUCGACGAUCAGCCUCAGCAUCGAGCGCAGAUUCGAGAGGAUCGCUGAGAGAUAUGCACAAGCGCGACGAGGUGCGCGGAUCAGGCGCUUAUGCAGGCUCCAAUUCUUCUCACUCGAGCUUUGGCGCAAAUCACAGCGCGGCUGCUCAAGCGGCAAGACAAGCCGCUUCGGCUUCUUCGACGGCCAACGAUGCGGCGGCUGCUGCUACGGCUGCUACAGCGGCCGCAGCAGCCGCAGCGGCGAGGAAGAGGUCUCCAGCUGGAAGCAGAGCUAGCGACGAUAGCGAGUGGGUCGAAAUGAGCGCGCACGAUGCCACACCGGAUCAGGGCAGAUGA